Messenger RNA from Linum tenue, 2563 nucleotides. The record is from the annotation of a GenBank genome assembly. Lineage: Eukaryota; Viridiplantae; Streptophyta; Magnoliopsida; Malpighiales; Linaceae.
GCUUCUUAGCCAUUGAGCUCCUAAAACCCUGCCAAUGGGUUCUCUCCACAGAGCUUCGAAAACCCUCAAAUCUCUCAGACAUCAACUUUUGCUACAAGCAACUCAGCAAUUCGAUUCAUCUUCGCGCCUCUCAGGUUCAAGUGAUUACCGUUUGUUGCUGGCAAGAGCGCUAUGCUCCCACCCCCGCCAAAACGCCAAAGAAGCCGUGGAUUUGACCCAGUACCCGCCGGAGAGAAUUCGAAACUUCUCCAUUAUCGCCCACGUCGACCAUGGCAAGUCGACGCUCGCUGACCGUUUGUUGGAGCUCACCGGCACCAUCAAAAGAGGCCAUGGCCAGCCUCAGUAUCUCGAUAAAUUACAGAUGAUGAAAACUUGAAUUGGCUUAGGUAGAGAGAGAAAGGGGGAUCACGGUGAAAGCUCAGACAGCGACGAUGUUCCACAAGUACAAUCUCCAAGGCUCGAGCUUGGAUGGUUCAAAUGAGCCGCAGCCGUUUCUUCUGAAUUUAAUUGACACGCCUGGUCAUGUGGAUUUUAGCUAUGAAGUUUCGAGAUCAUUAGCAGCUUGCCAAGGCGCCCUUUUGGUGGUUGAUGCAGCCCAAGGUGUGCAGGCACAGACAGUGGCUAACUUCUAUCUCGCAUUUGAAUCUAACCUCACAAUUAUCCCUGUCAUUAACAAGAUAGACCAGCCAACAGCUGAUCCUGAUCGAAUUAAAGAUCAACUGAAGUCGAUGUUUGAUCUUGAGCCGUCUGAUUGUCUUCUAACCUCGGCCAAAACAGGGCAGGGGCUUGAACAUGUCUUGCCAGCCGUCAUUGAAAGGAUACCUCCUCCACCUGGGGAAGGGAGUGGCCUGUUGCGCAUGCUCUUGUUGGAUUCGUAUUAUGAUGAGUACAAGGGAGUGAUCUGCCAUGUGGCGGUUGUAGAUGGGAUGUUGAGGAAGGGGGAUAAGAUAUCGGCUGCUGCCACGGGUCAAACUUAUGAUGUUCUGGAUGUAGGUUUCAUGCAUCCUGAACUCACUCAAACUGGGGUGCUUCUAACUGGACAAGUGGGGUAUGUUGUGACUGGAAUGAGGUCUACUAAGGAAGCACGUAUUGGAGACACUUUGUUUCACGCCAAAACCAUUGUAAAGCCUCUUCCUGGCUUCAAGGCUGCAAGACACAUGGUGUUCUCUGGUCUCUUUCCGGCUGAUGGAUCUGACUUUGAGGCACUCAACCAUGCAAUAGAGAGGCUGACAUGUAACGAUGCCAGUGUCUCUGUUACUAAAGAGAGUAGCACUGCUCUUGGUCUGGGUUUUAGAUGUGGGUUUUUGGGUUUACUUCACAUGGAUGUUUUUCAUCAGCGACUUGAACAAGAAUAUGGAACUCAUAUUAUUUCCACGGUCCCAACUGUUCCAUAUAUCUUCGAAUAUUCUGAUGGAAGCAAAGUGGAAGUUCAAAACCCUGCUGCUUUGCCCUCAAACUCAAAGCAGCGAGUUACAGCUAGUUGGGAACCUACGGUGUUAGCCACUAUUAUUAUCCCCAGUGAGUAUGUAGGCCCGGUCAUUACCUUGUGCUCGGAAAGAAGAGGGCAGCAGUUGGAGUACUCAUUCAUUGAUAGCCAACGUGCCUUUAUGAAAUACCGCUUGCCUUUGAGAGAAAUAGUUGUUGAUUUCUACAAUGAAUUGAAGAGCAUAACAUCAGGAUAUGCGUCAUUCGACUACGAAGACUCAGAAUACCAACAAGCCGAUUUGGUGAAACUCGAUAUUCUCCUAAAUGGCCAAGCAGUUGAUGCCAUGGCAACAAUUGUGCACAGCUUGAAGGCACAACGUAUGGGCCGUGAACUGGUGGAUAAGUUGAAGAAAUUCAUAGAUAGGCAAAUGUUCGAGAUAAUCAUACAAGCAGCAAUUGGGUCAAAGGUUGUUGCUAGAGAGACGAUCUCAGCUAUGAGGAAGAAUGUUCUAGCAAAGUGUUAUGGUGGGGACAUUACUCGGAAGAGGAAGCUACUGGAAAAGCAGAAGGAAGGAAAGAAGAGAAUGAAGCGAGUUGGGUCAGUUGACAUACCUCAAGAGGCUUUCCAUCAACUAUUGAAGGUGUCAUAGGGAAAAGCAAGCAAGAACGAGAUCCUCUCCUGAAAUAUUUCCAGCUGGAAGGAAAGCAGGCCUGCAAUGCAUUUGUGUGCUGAGAAUGAUUACCGGAGAAUGUUACAGCAGAAGCGAAAUAGCCCCUGAACUUGUAUGGGAGUUAGUUUGUCUGGUUUUGCGUAAGGAAGUGUCACUUGUGAGAGUUGGCUAUGAUCCAGAGCGAGGUGCUGGGGACAUGUAUAAGCGUCAAGUACUUCAAAACUUGGGCACAGUUGGUCAUAAAUAGUGUUGGAAAAAUCAAACACAUACACAGAUGAAAUGUGCAGUUGAUAGCUUGUAUUAUUCAUCUCUGCGCCGGGUAAUUUUCUUUAAGAUGAAUGCCAGGAAUUCGUGAUCUAUGGUAUUGCGAAGCAAACUUUUUCAAGCAUUGUCGAUCACGAAUUGUUUCCUCUGCUUGUGGAUGAAGUAAGCUAGCAGACAUAAUUCCUUGUAUCGAUUAUCAAUUG